CUUCGAAUUUAAUAUUUGUUAUAUUUUUAAGAUGGAACGUGGUAGAGCUUCAGUAGAUAUGGGUAACCUCCGCCGCAACCGAACAAAGGAGAUUGCGAGGAAUCAUCCAAGCUUGCACAAAGGUAAGGGACGGGCCGGGGCUUCAUCUCAAACCCGAGAUGAUUUUGAUGCGGAUUAUAACCAAAGAUAUGGGUCUGCGAUGUCCGAUGAGCAAGUAGAACAACUAUUACGACAAAAUCAAGGGGCCUUCUUCCAUCAACAAAACAUCCCGACCAUUGACGAAGAAGAGCUCGAGGAUGAUGAUGCGGAGGAGAGGGAUCCGCAAACGGUCGAGCACGAGGUUCAUGGCACACCGUACGAUGAUGAAGAGCAAGCGGAAGUGGCUACUUCUUCCCAAGGCGGUGAGAAAGCUGAAUCAGUCUUUAAGGCAAAUUUUACAAAAUUUAAAGACCCCCAAACCGAGAUAUGGUACGCCACUUGCAAGCAUUGCCCAAAGAAGUAUAACUUGGGAACUUCUGGAGGGUACGGGAGCGCCACAAGGCAUCUUAAGGCCAAGCACCCGGCGGAAUAUGCGAAAUCAGACAAAGGCAAGGGAAAGCAAACACAAAUUUCAAGAUUUGGAAGUGGCCAACCCUUCGGUAAUUUCUCCUAUGAUGAUCAAAGACAUUUGACUGGUAUGUCGCAUUUGAUUGUUGAAGAAAAUUUGCCUUUUAUUUUUUCCGAAAGUCUUGCUUUAAAAGAAUAUGCUCAAGGUACUUUAAAUCCUCAAUUUCGAAACUAUAGUCGCAAAACAAUUAAAAAAGAAGUUAUAAGGCAAUAUGUUUUGGAAAAGGAAAAAUUACAAAUAUUUUUCGCAAACUUUGAUGGCCGUGUUACCAUAUGUAGUGAUAUAUGGGAGGAUACUCAUCAUCAUUUAUAUUAUUUGGGUUUGACUGCACAUUAUAUUGAUGAUGAUUGGUGUAUGCAUAAACGUGUUCUUGCUUUUCGUGAAUUUAAUGAUCGACACACCGGCGAUAAUAUUUAUAUUCUCAUUGAGCGUAUUUUAGUUGAGUAUAAUUUGAUUGAUAAGGUGUUUGCUAUUGGUUUUGAUAAUGCUACUAAUAAUACUGCGGCUAUUCCUAGAUUGCGUGAAUUGUGUGGUUCAUCUUCUUUGAUGGGUAGGUUUUUUCAUCAGCGUUGUGCAUGUCAUAUUUUAAAUUUAUGUGCAAAGGACGGUCUUGCGGCGUUGGGAGAUGCUUUGGAGGUGGUCAAGGGGGGGAUUAAACUGAUUUGGGCUAGUAAUCCACUUAAGAUGCAAUGGAGAAAUUAUUUGAAAGAAAGACAUGUCAAAUAUUGUGCUUUUCCUGAAGAUUUGUCUAUUCGUUGGAAUAGUACUUAUAAUUUAAUUAAAGUGCUUAUUAGAUAUAAAAACCAUUUUCCCGCUUUUUUAAGAGAAUAUGCUAACUAUAUUAUAAACCCGGCCGAUAUCGACACUUGUGAAAAAAUUGUGAAUGUUUUGGUGUUUUUUAAUAAUGCCACUGAAACUUUUAGUCAUGUUUAUAAACCUACCGCAAACCAAUUUUUUGUUGAAGCUGUUAAUCUCGCCGGCGCUUUUUCUGAAUUCUCUGACGCCGCUUACGUUAGUUAUUUUUGUGACUUCAUGAAACAAAAGUUUUUAAAAUAUUAUUCCUAUAUUCCGCAUAUAUAUGGUAUUGCAUUUAUUCUUGAUCCUCGUUUUAGACUUGCUUCUUUGGAGAAAUGUUUAGAUUACUAUUAUGCUUCUUUUUUUGGUCCAUUGCCUAUGUACGACGACAAGGCCAUAGACCCUAAACAACAAUUCCAAGAGGUUAGUAAUUUAUUAUAUCAAUUAUUUAAUGAGUUUCAUGCACAAUAUGGUAACGCACCCCCUCCCCCGCCACGAACAUCUUCUUCAUCUAAAGGAAAAUCAAUUUUCAAAUCUGCAUUUGGCAAUCUUAUGAAAAAAAGUAAAUCAACUCCGGUUAAUGAACAAAGCUCGAUCAACGAGCUUUCUUUGUAUCUAACAUUUCCUAUUGAUUAUGAAGAAGGGGAUGACUUUGACGUUCUUCAGUGGUGGAAGGAAAAAGAGAGAACGUUCCCGAUCUUAUCAAAGAUGGCUAAGCAAGUGCUAGCAAUGCCGGUAUCAACAGUUGCUGUGGAACAAGAGUUUAGUGCGGCCGGCAACGUCCUAACGGAUUAUAGAACGAGAUUAAGCGCAAACUCUCUUGAGACGCUUGUUUGCUUCCACGAUUGGUUGAAGGCCAAACGUAGAACUCAAGAAAUCAGCAUUGAACCCACUCGCCACUUUAUGGAAGAAACAACUGAAGAUGGAGGAAAUUCUAAUUGAUUCAUACUUCAUUACUUAUUAUAAAGUGUAUUUCAUGUUUUUAUUUUUGCUCAAUUUUCAAUUGUACUACAAAUAUCAAAUAAAUAUGUUUUACCCUUUUUUAUGUCCAAG
Molecule: messenger RNA, 2455 nt
Organism: Cuscuta epithymum
Lineage: Eukaryota; Viridiplantae; Streptophyta; Magnoliopsida; Solanales; Convolvulaceae
Source: the annotation of a GenBank genome assembly